Molecule: messenger RNA, 3300 nt
Organism: Varroa destructor (honeybee mite)
Lineage: Eukaryota; Metazoa; Arthropoda; Arachnida; Mesostigmata; Varroidae
Source: RefSeq, a predicted model, not a curated record
UGGUGCUAGCUGUCAAGCAAACAUAGGUUACUCUUGGUGGCAAUAAUUCUUAGUGCCUGUAUCUGCAUAUCGCACAGAUAAAUUGAGACAUAUUAAUUUGUGUGAGACAUCGUUUGUGUUAGGUAUUGCAGUGAUAGCGGAAAUCGUAGCGCCAUAUUUUCGUCAAUGAUGAUAUACCAUUAUAAUAUAAUACGUUGUAUACAGUUAAUAUCUCUGUACUAUGACAACUAAAUGGACUGUAUAGUCGAAUCAAAGAAAUAGAUUUUAAAUAUUGUCAUCCAUAGGUGUGGAUAGGAUAGUGAUAUUGAAUACGGAUUGUUUUCUCCUUGCGCGCGUUGUAACAGUUACCAUUCUAGCAGGGUUUAGCAGUUUGCGUUAUUGCAUUCUGCCUCGACUUUCUGUAGUUGGCUAUGUUCGAAACUGGGUUUGGCUUAGGGCUUAGUUGUUAUAUGAAGUACUGAGGGCAAACGCUAUUGUAAAUGUGGAACUAGCUAUUUUUUUAAGGACGUCUUUCUUUUUUUUCUUUUUUAACAUUUUUGACAAUUUUUAUUAUGUGAAUAAGUUCUCUGGAUAACCCAGUAGGUAUAGCAUUAAGAAAUUGCACCCACAAGAAAGAUUAACUGAAAGACUUAUCUAUAGUUUUCUUCCACGGACCCAUAAAAUGGCAUGGUAGUCAUAUGUCAACAUGACCAGUCAUUGAUAAACGGAUUGUUUAUGGUUAAGGAAUGGGUUAUGUGAUAUCGUUUACUUUUUUCUAUUACAGCUUAUGUGCGCAGUAUAUACACAGUUCAUGAGUGGUCACAUCAAAGAACCCUAAAAAAUUGCUUCUGAGGUGCGAUCAAAUGACAUCGACUGAAGCUCAUUGUUAAUUGGUUUAUUCCACUCGAAGCAAACGUGUGUCCUCGGCAGCAUCCAUACGCGAACAAUCUAAUAUGGGUGAAGUAUGCGUUCGGGAUUAAAAAGGCCAAAAAGCUCAAUCCAGCACUGCGGCUCAGAAUGUUAAAGCGACGUUCUCGCCGCGAAUAUCUGAACAUACAGCGGGCCGCGAGUAUGAGGCUAGUCUGCAACCGCCGGCAAGUAAAGCCUCAUCGGCAGUUCUAUCCGCUCAGUUCAGACUUGGAGGUCAAUAACUGGAUGGUACGGGUAGCCGAAAUCGCUAAAGAUAUCGCGCAUGCACGUAGUAGUUCGCACAUAGCCCAAUCGGAUAUUCAACGGGCUGUGUGGCAAUCGUUUAAAAGGCAGCGGCCGAAUAUACUCGUCUUCCGACGGGUAAUCCAUCAGUAUGUGACGCUCGCUGGGCCUUCAGAUCAUCCAGAUCCUUCCAAUAGUUCGACUGAAACGACUACCACUGUGACUCCUGCCGCAAACACGCCCCUGGAAGAGCCUCGAUAUGACGGAGAUGAGUAUGAUGAUAAUCGUCUUGCUCCUGAGAAUUCUGCUGUUAUUGAGCAGCAGUCUGUACACGCUCAGCGCGCAGAAUCAACAAAGGAACGACCGAAGAAGGUGAAGUCUCGCCGCAUAAUCCCUCAGAGUGCAGGGCUACCAGUUUUUGUCAAUUUGAGCCAACUGAAAAAGAACCUAUUAUAUCGCGGGCGGCCGUAUUAUUAUCUCGGGAAUCCAAAUCGCAGACGACGCAGGCCGCCGCCGCCGCCUAGGAUUGCGCUGUCGCGGCCUAUUCCGCAAGGGUGUGGAUACGACCUAUGUCCAAGAGGUGACAGAGCAGAUGAAAGCCAGGCAGAAUCCAAAAUACGACUGGGCUCCUUAGGCAAAGCGAAACAGAAUGCAGAAGAGGAAUUUGAAGAUGCCUGGCUCACAGAUGACGAGCCUCAUUUAAAUUGUUCAACUAGAGAAGCCUCACGAAGCUUUUCAAAGGAGCUAACGCAUCGUUUAGCGGAAAGACCCGCAAAACGUUCGUUGCGAAGACUCCAAAAAUAUACGCGGAAACAAACUCAAAACACCUUACAACGAAGACUUUAUAAAUUCUCAAGAAACCAGCCUCUAUCUAGUUUAUCAGUUCUGCCUUCUUCGGAGCCAGCUUUGACGAGCUUAUCGUGUCCGUGUGUUAGUCCGACCACAUCGUCUACCCCAUCUAAUUCUUCCGCUGAGCUGCAACAGCAGUCCUUCAUAUCGCAGCCCAGCUUUAGUGAUUUCCAGCCAUGUUCUUCACGAGACGGUUCAAUCGAUUCGAGGGAAAUUAUCGUGAGGCCAAGGGAUACGGGCCAUUCGUCGACAUCGUCAUCCUCGAGCACUUUCGAAAAUAGACGGCACUUCUGCGAAGAACCCUUCGGAAAGGCUGAUUCCUGUAGUCAACAGGUGACGAAAAAGGGGAAUAGUCCAGAGCAGAAAGAGCCUGUUGCCAUCAAAGGUUGCGUGAAGAAAGAGACGGCCAUGGCGACUGAUCAAGAAAAUCUAGUGAGCCCGAAAGUGGAUUUGACUGACGAAGUGAGGAAGGCAAACCAAAUUUCGCUUACUCAAGCAACGCACCCAGCUGAACUUUCCAGCGGUACUCUUGGCCAAAAACGGGAAGGUGAUCAUGUUUUUUCUCAUAGAGAUAUGUUGACGGCCGAACGUCAACAACAGCCUUUGUCAAACGCCGAGCAGUCGGAUGACGACUCGCGGUUAGUGGCAGCCAGACAAUACCAAACGGAGGAGGGAGAUUGUGUCCCCCCUGAGGGGGAAGUGCAGACGGAGCUACGGCCUCAACAGUACAAACAAGAGGAAGGUGCGUCGACCCUUAGUUUUUCCACACACAAGACGUCGCAGACAGACUUGCAAGUUGAAGUUGACCAGAGCCAGGUAGGCGGUCGGGGCUCUCAAGCUGCGGUGCCACAAGUAAAAAAAUGCUGGAACUCGGGAGAUGAAAAAGCUGAAAGAGUUUCCAAGGGGAACUCAAAGAAAUAUUUCAGAGAUUAUCAACGGAUGCUGAAAGAUCGCUCAAAAGGAUCAAACUUAGCGAGGAACUACCCCUUCAUAGCAAUAUUCAACCAACUGCCGGAGUUGAAAGCGGGCCGAAGAACGAGGUGCACCCGACCCUCAAAAACUAGAUUUACACUUUACGUAGGUGAUUUCAGGGAAAUAGUUAUCGUGUACAAUUAAAAUGAUCCUUCUUAAAUUCCGACCUGGAGACAUAACGUGCAUAGCUACGGAAGUUAGUCUAGCCACCACUGUUUUUCUUUGAAGACCUACCACACUUCUAGUGGUAGAGUGUAUAACAAUGCGUCAGUCAAGACAGCUAUCCUAUGAACGACUAAUGAUGUGUGUCCAUCAUAUUGAGAAGUGGCGCCGAAAGAGAACAUUGAA